Cucumis sativus (cucumber) is the source of this 3538-nucleotide messenger RNA. Its product is annotated as pentatricopeptide repeat-containing protein At4g13650-like. The coding region runs from base 188 to 2599 and encodes 803 amino acids. The record is from RefSeq and is a predicted model, not a curated record. Lineage: Eukaryota; Viridiplantae; Streptophyta; Magnoliopsida; Cucurbitales; Cucurbitaceae. The transcript has 6 exons. Gene Ontology annotation, biological process: RNA modification. Gene Ontology annotation, molecular function: RNA binding; protein binding.
AAAUUUAUUAAUUAUUUCAUGUUUUCAAUUAUUUAUUGAAAAAAAUUGUUUUUUUUUUUUUAUAAUAAUUCAUUCUUUUGCUUUCUUAAAGUUCUAAAGUCGAAGAAAAAUUGAAACUUUGUUUUUGAAUGUAAAUUGUUUUUGUUUGGACUUUGGUACAAAUAUAUAAUUGAUUUGUUUUAUAUUAAUGAGCUUAUACAACGUUGCGUUUGCUUUUGAAUUUGACUUCAAUGACAUGAAAAUCUCAGCAUUCGGAACUGGUUUAGUUCUUUUAACUAAUAGAGUUGUUAAAUUCCAUCCAUCUUUUGAACGCUUCUUAUCUUAUUCUUGUAAUAUCUCAAUUGGUAGAGACCCCAAAACCAUUGCCACUGCUCUCUCUCUAUCUGAAAAUACAAAAUCAUUGAUUUUAGGUGCUCAAGUACAUGGUCAUAUGUGUAAGUUGGGGUUCGAUUAUGAUACUUUCUCCAUGAAUAAUCUGCUUAAGAUGUACUUUAGAUGUGGGUUUAUGUGUGAAGGCUUUAAGGUGUUUGAAGAAAUGCCUCAGAGAAAUGUAGUGUCUUGGAGUUUGAUCAUUUCAAGUUUGUCUGAGAAUGGUGAGUUUGAAUUGUGCUUGGAGAGUUUUUUGGAGAUGAUGAGGGAUGGGUUGAUGCCUACUGAGUUUGCUUUUGGUAGUGUUAUGAAGGCGUGUGCGGAUGUUGAAGCCUAUGGAUUUGGUUCCGGUGUUCAUUGUCUUUCUUGGAAAAUUGGGAUGGAGCAGAAUGUCUUUGUUGGUGGUUCAACUUUGAGCAUGUAUGCAAGGCUUGGGGAUAUUACUUCAGCUGAGUUGGUUUUUGAAUGGAUGGAGAAAGUAGAUGUUGGUUGUUGGAAUGCCAUGAUUGGAGGCUAUACUCACUGUGGUCUUGGCUUGGAAGCCCUGAAUGCUGUAUCUUUGUUAAACAGCGAGGGUAUAAAGAUGGACAACUUCACCAUUGUUAGUGCUGUCAAAGCAUGCUCGUUAAUUCAGGAUUUAGAUUCUGGAAAAGAGCUUCAUGGGUUCAUCCUUCGGCGAGGAUUAAUAUCCACUGCAGCAAUGAAUGGUCUCAUGGAUAUGUACUUAAUAAGUGACAGGAAGAACUCUGUUCUAAAAAUCUUUAACAGUAUGCAAACCAGAGACAUUAUAUCAUGGAACACAGUAUUUGGAGGCUCCUCCAAUGAAAAAGAAAUUGUGGACUUGUUUGGCAAGUUCGUGAUAGAAGGCAUGAAGCCUAACCAUAUCACUUUCUCAGUGCUAUUUCGGCAAUGUGGAGUACUACUUGAUUCCAGACUUGGGUUUCAGUUCUUUUCUCUUGCAGUACAUUUAGGUUUUCUUGAUGAAACUAGGGUGUUGAGCUCAAUUAUUAGUAUGUUUUCUCAAUUCGGGUUAAUGGAGAUGGUACACUCAGUAUUUGACUCUCUAGUUUUCAAACCUGUAUCUGCUUGGAAUCAGUUUAUUUUGGCAUAUAGUUUGAAUUCUUUUGAAAUGGAAGCCUUCAGAACCUUUUCCAGUUUAUUGAGAUAUGGUGUUGUAGCAAAUGAGUAUACUUUUUCCAUCAUUAUAGAGACUGCCUGCAAAUUUGAGAACCCAUGGAUGUGCAGACAACUUCAUUGUGCUUCAAUGAAGGCUGGUUUUGGUUCUCACAAGUAUGUGUCCUGUUCAUUGAUAAAAUGCUAUAUCUUAAUAGGAUCUCUUGAAAGUUCCUUUGAGAUCUUUAAUCAACUUGAGAUCGUAGACAUGGCAACCUAUGGAGCUGUGAUAUCUACCUUGGUUCACCAAAAUUAUAUGUAUGAAGCCAUUAUGUUUCUGAAUUUUCUAAUGGAAUCUGGCAAGAAGCCAGACGAAUUUACCUUCGGCAGCAUAUUGAAUGGCUGCUCUAGCAGGGCGGCUUAUCACCAAACAAAAGCAAUCCAUUCACUUGUAGAAAAGAUGGGAUUUGGCUUCCAUGUGCAUGUUGCUAGUGCAAUUAUAGAUGCAUAUGCAAAAUGUGGCGAUAUAGGAAGUGCACAAGGAGCAUUCGAACAGUCAUGUCAGUCCAAUGACGUUAUUGUAUAUAAUUCUAUGAUGAUGGCGUAUGCUCAUCAUGGUCUUGCUUGGGAAGCGAUCCAAACUUUUGAGAAAAUGAGGAUAGCUAAAGUACAGCCUAGUCAAGCCUCAUUUGUCUCAGUUAUAUCAGCCUGUCGUCACAUGGGUCUUGUAGAACAAGGUCGUUCUCUGUUUCAAACAAUGAAGUCGGAUUAUAAUAUGACACCAUCUCGUGACAAUUACGGUUGCUUAGUCGAUAUGCUGUCAAGGAAUGGAUUCCUUUAUGACGCUCGAUAUAUAAUUGAGUCAAUGCCAUUUUCACCUUGGCCUGCCAUAUUGAGAUCUUUGCUCAGUGGAUGUAGGAUCUAUGGAAAUGUAGAAUUGGGGCAAUGGACUGCUGAAAAAUUACUUUCACUGGCUCCACAAAAUGAUGCAACCCAUGUAUUAUUAUCAAAGGUUUAUUCUGAAGGGAAUAGUUGGGAAGAUGCUGCAAAUAUAAGAAAGGAGAUGACGGAUAGAGGGGUUCUGAAAGACCCAGGAUAUAGCAGGGUUGAGAUAUAAGAAAAAGGAAAUAGAAUCAGAUGCAUUGAUUUCCCUAACUAUGAUUCUGGGAGAUUUUGAAACUUAUUGUUUCAAAGCAGCUUGCAAAAUUCUCAUGUGAAACCUCGACAUGCUUUUCACUUGUCUUCUAUGAAGCUCCGCGGCAAUCGAGGCAAAAAUCUCUUUCCAAGAGUUGCCAUGGUCUACACCUAUCACCAAAGUUUUUAAGUGUUAAAUACAGAUAAGAGACAAUCCAGCCUGGACACAAGCAUCGAACAUCAGAUAUUGGUUUGGCUUGCGUAGAAGGAUGCAACGUCUCUUGUUGAUGCUGAUAGACAAAUGGAGACGUGAAUGAAACAUCAUGCAAUCUCAUUUGGACAUAAUAGUAUAGAAAGAAAAAUAGCAUUUUAAAAGGACAAAAAAGGCAUAAACAGAUUCCCAUAAAAACUAAAAAGUGGUCGUGGAUAUCAAUUGUAUUGUCAAACUCAGGUUUUGGAAGUUAAAGAGGUAGAAUUGAGCAUUAAGGAGAAAAUUGGGCGAUAACGAACCAAUUCGAAGUCCUAACAAAGAAAUUAGGCCAAAAGGCUAAAAAACUACAAAACUGCAACUAAAAGGGAUGCAAAAUUUGUGUUUUUGUGAUGGCAUUGCGACGCUGUCUUGCACCGUUGGGUGGAUAUAAAUUUGUAUAUUUGUUUUUAGGUCCUAUUUUUUAUCUAGGUGGGUAUUUUGGGCACAUGACCACUCAUUUUAUUCGUUUUUUGUCCUCAAUCAAUCUACAACAUUAGGUUUACUUUUAUCUAUUCUUUGUGAUCAAGCCCCAAAACAAUGUGCGUCUAUCUUUUCCACUAUUAUGGAAAGGUAAGAUUUUCGUUCUUUCUAGUAAUGUUGAGGAUUUUAGAAGAACUCAUUGCGUAUUUUUUAGGAGUAUUUUGAUAAUAUGAUUGAGAUUUCUUGUUUAUU